GAGACGCUGGGGCUGGUGUUCUCCGCAAAAGAGAAAAGGGGAUGGACCCUGAACAGCGCUGGUUACCUGCUCGGGCCACAUGCAGUAGACAACCACAGAUCGUUUAACGACAAGCAUGGUCUCACCGGUAAACGAGACAUACAGCCUGAGGAGGACAUUAAAGCAGGGAAUCUGGGAGAGCCACUGGCUGAUGAAAACAUUGUGCGCACAGUAAUUGAGUUUUUGACUUACUUGCGUCUCAAAGAGGUGGGAGCACUUGACAAACUACCUUCACCAGAGGAAAUAAACCAGUCUUGA
Messenger RNA from Eurypyga helias (sunbittern), 297 nucleotides. It is a transcript of the gene GAL, whose product is annotated as galanin/GMAP prepropeptide. Lineage: Eukaryota; Metazoa; Chordata; Aves; Eurypygiformes; Eurypygidae. The transcript has 5 exons. The record is from RefSeq and is a predicted model, not a curated record. Gene Ontology annotation, cellular component: extracellular region. The annotation marks the transcript as partial. Gene Ontology annotation, molecular function: hormone activity.